This is a messenger RNA of Diospyros lotus (date-plum), 2526 nucleotides long. Its product is annotated as DEAD-box ATP-dependent RNA helicase 37-like. NCBI's taxonomy places the organism in Eukaryota, Viridiplantae, Streptophyta, Magnoliopsida, Ericales, Ebenaceae. Gene Ontology annotation, molecular function: RNA binding; RNA helicase activity; ATP binding. Gene Ontology annotation, cellular component: nucleus. The transcript has 7 exons. The record is from RefSeq and is a predicted model, not a curated record. Bases 418 to 2271 code for a protein of 617 amino acids.
GCUAGCUACUCUCUUUCUCUGUGAAAAAUAAGCCAAAAAGGUUGAAUUUUUUGAAAGAAAGAGUACGUAGUGGGGAGACGUCCGAAUCUCUCUCUUCCUCAGCCCGAACCUAUAUUUCCGCUUCGUGUCCGAUUUGGCAUCUUUGUUCUUCAGGGACAAAAGCUUAGGGUUUCUCGUGUAUCUCUCACAUCGACUUUGAAGUUGGAUCGGCAAGUUCGUUACAUCUGCUCGAGUCUUGCAUCAUUGGAAUUCGUCUGGUUUUGAUCUGUGAACUAUAGCUAGAAUAUUCUAUUUCACGUGUUCUUAAGAGAAUUUGGGCUUCUGGUUUUGCUAAUUUUGAUGCUUUGGGUGUGAAUGUGUACCCAUUUGAGUUGUGCUGUGGGCUACUUUGGAAAGAAAGAGUGAUAACUGUCAAUUAUGAGAACAUCUUGGGCUGAUUCUGUUGCUGCUGAGAAUGCGGCUUCUUCUUCCUCUGGUAGCAAUGUGACUAAUAGAGGUGCUUCUCGCCCGCCUAGGUCUGCUUAUGUGCCGCCACAUCUUCGUAACAAGCCACCUGCAUCAGAGCCUCCAGCUCCGUCAUAUGGUGGUCCGCCAUCUGGUAAUGAUAGGUUUAGCCACUCUGGACCCUCAAGUGGGUCAAGAUGGGGAGGUUCCAGGGCUGAUCAUGGGCCCCAAAGAUAUAGCAGUGGUGGUCGAGGCGGUGCUGGCUGGACUAACAGAGGUGGGGGGUGGGAUCCUACGAGAGAGAGGGAGGUAAACCCUUUUGGCAACAAUGAUGUUAGUGAUAUUGCAGAUAGGACAUCUGGCGAGCAGGAAAAUAGCGGUAUAAACUUUGAUGCUUAUGAGGACAUUCCAGUGGAUACGAGCGGUGAAAAUGUGCCCCCUCCUGUGAAUACAUUUGCAGAGAUUGACUUGGGGGAUGCAUUGAACCUAAAUAUUCAGAGGUGCAAAUAUGUGAAGCCGACUCCUGUGCAGCGCCAUGCGAUUCCCAUUUGCAUUGCUGGUAGAGAUUUGAUGGCUUGUGCUCAGACUGGAUCUGGCAAGACUGCUGCCUUUUGCUUUCCGAUUAUUAGUGGAAUUAUGAGGGGCCACUUUACAAGACCUCAAGGAUACCGGACUGUGUACCCACUUGCUCUCAUUCUCUCUCCUACAAGAGAGCUCUCAAUACAGAUACACGAGGAAGCUAGGAAGUUCUCUUAUCUAACUGGUGUUAAGGUAGUAGUUGUUUAUGGAGGAGCACCAAUCAAGCAACAGCUGCGAGAGCUUGAGAGAGGAGUUGAUAUUCUUGUGGCAACUCCUGGGCGAUUAGUUGAUUUGCUUGAGAGAGCAAAAGUUUCAUUGGAGAUGGUUAAAUAUUUAGCUCUUGAUGAGGCAGAUCGCAUGCUAGAUAUGGGGUUUGAGCCUCAAAUCAGAAAGAUUGUUGAACAGAUGGGCAUGCCUCCACCAGGUGUAAGGCAGACAAUGCUAUUUAGUGCAACCUUUCCAAAAGAAAUACAGAGACUGGCUUCUGAUUUCCUAUCAAAAUAUAUAUUUUUGGCUGUUGGAAGGGUUGGCUCAAGUACUGAUUUAAUUGCUCAAAGAGUUGAGUUUGUUCAUGAAUCAGACAAGAGAAGCCACUUGAUGGACCUUCUUCAUGCACAAAAGGUUAAUGGAGUUAAUGGAAAGCAAGCCCUGACUUUGGUAUUUGUGGAAACAAAGAAAGGAGCUGACUCAUUGGAACAUUGGUUGUAUAUAAAUGGGUUUUCUGCUACUACUAUUCAUGGUGAUAGAACACAACAGGAAAGAGAACUAGCACUUAGAUCCUUUAAGAGUGGAAACACACCAAUUUUAGUGGCCACAGAUGUUGCAGCGCGUGGGCUUGAUAUUCCUCAUGUAGCUCAUGUGAUCAAUUUUGACCUCCCGAAUGACAUUGAUGAUUAUGUGCACCGGAUAGGACGGACAGGACGUGCUGGUAAGACAGGAUUAGCAACCGCGUUCUUUAAUGAGAACAAUCUGUCAUUGGCAAAGCCGCUGGCUGACCUGAUGCAAGAAGCAAAUCAAGAAGUACCUGCUUGGCUAACUCGUUAUGCAAGUCGGGUUUCUUAUGGAGGGGGCAGAAGCAGGCGGUCUGGUGGAGGGCGAUUUGGUGGUCGUGACUUCAGAAGAGAAGGCAAUUUUAGUAGGGGCAGGGGUGGCAUGGACUACUCAUAUGGGGGUAACAGAAGUGGUGGUUACGGGGUAUCUAAUUAUGGAGGGGGAAGUGGAUCGGGCGUGACCAGUGCAUGGGACUAAUAAUGUCGGGCCCGCAACCCAAACUUGUUUUCUCAUGGUAAUAUGUGUAUAUACAUGAUCAGAUUUGAGGGAUUUUCGUAUCUUACCCAUGUUUACUAUAAUCUAAUUUGAGUUUGGGUACCAGACUUAGGUGGUGCUUCUUUUAUUGGUUGCCGAGUUCUGGCUGGAAAGUGGUUUAAUGUGAAGAUAUAGAGAACUGAAUUGUUGGAGAAAUUGGUCGAUGAUAAUACAAUAAUAAACCAAUGAUUGCAAAAA